AACCAGCUGCCCUUUGCUCCCGGUCGAUCGGCUAAUUUCAGUCUCAUCCGUGUCUCUCAUCGGGAUUCUGAGGAAACACUGGCCACGCGCGUGUCCGGCAGGGAAACAUGAACACUUGUGCUGUUGUGUUGGUGUGUGUCCUGAUAUUUCACGGAUCCAGCGGUGUGUUUCUUGACAAAGAUGACGCCAGUUCGGUUCUGCAGCGCGUCAGGCGCGCGAACUCCUUCCUUGAGGAGAUGAAGGGCGGGAAUCUCGAGCGCGAGUGCAUCGAAGAAAUCUGCGACUACGAGGAGGCGCGCGAGGUGUUCGAGGACGACACGAAGACGAAACUGUUUUGGUUGAGUUACUCCGCGAAGGAGCCCUGCUUGACCAAUCCAUGCAAGAACAACGGCACAUGCGUUUAUCUGGCCAACACCUACUACUGCCAGUGUCUGGAGGGGUUUGAGGGCAAAUACUGUGAGAAGGGGUUUGAGGAGACGCUGAAGUGUCAGUAUGUGAACGGAGGCUGUGAGCAGUUCUGCGACGCUUCCGGACCGAGACGCACGUGCAGCUGUGCCGCGGGAUACGCACUCGGAGCUGAUAGGACGUCUUGUGUUGCUCAAGUUGAAUAUCCAUGUGGAAAGGUUCCGCUUCAGAACAACACAGUUCAUUCUCAAAAACAGACCGUGGGUGGAAUUCACUGUCCCAGAGGUCACUGUCCUUGGCAGGCGCUGAUCGAUUAUAACGGUGAGAGUCUGUGUGGAGGGGCUCUUCUGGAUGACAGCUGGGUCCUAACAGCUGCUCACUGCGUUCAUCAGAAGGACAUGAAGCGUUUGAAGGUUAUCACAGGUGAUCAUGACCUGGAUGUGAUGGACGGCCCGGAGGAGGCGUAUGAUGUUGCUGGUGUGGUUAUCCAUGAGAACUAUGACCCCAUGUCACUGGAUAGUGACCUGGCCCUCCUGAAGCUUCAUGAAAAACUCAAGCGCUCUGUGUACACUGUGCCUGUUUGUUUGCCCACGGCCCAGCUGGCACAGAUCGAGCUCGCUGCCGUCCGCUUCCACACGCUCAGCGGAUGGGGCAAGCGAACCUCGGGGGACAACAUCCAUCCGUCAAAAGGCCUGAAAUUCCCGUCGUCCGCCACUCUGCAGCGGCUGGCCGUCCCUCUGUUGCCCACAGCGCAGUGUGUGUCGAGCAGUGGCGUCAACAUCACUGCCAACAUGUUCUGUGCGGGUUACGUCGAGGGCGGUCACGAGUCCUGCAGAGGACAUGACGGAAGUCCGCUCGUCACCCGCUACGAGGGAACGUCUUUCCUGACGGGCGUCGUGUCGUGGGGUAAAGGCUGCGAUCAGCCGGGGUACUACGGGAUUUACACCAAAGUGGCUAACUUCUUAAAAUGGAUUGAAAUUGUUAUGAAAACUGAGGGGCUGAAUAAUAUCAGUGGAUCUCCUGUUGAACAGUCCACUCACAAUUAAUGUCUUUACCAGAGGUUAUACACUCUUGACAAUAAAGGUUUCACAAGAAUUGAUCACUGAAAGGUUCUUAGGGAACCAAAAAUGGUUGUUCUACGGCAGGGGUUUUCAAAGUCGAAGACAGUGGUCCUCAAUUUUUAGACAAUGUACACAAUGGUGCCUUCCCACCCACCAAUUUUUACUAAUUUUCAAUAGCGAUCAGAGUGCGCGUUAAUAACAGACUCUCAUCUCAUGUGCCUAAUUACAUUCGUCAUCCAUCAAAACUUUACUAGCGCGACAAUGGUUUGCUUUAUCCAACCGAGAGAUGUAGUUUGUAUAUACUUAUGUUCAUGCAGCGGUACACUAUUCCCUCCGCCAUCUCUGAUGAAAUCGGCCAGGUUUUGUCUGCAUUAGGGAUGUUUUGUACUGACUGUUUGAAUGUAUUCGCUUACUGGAUCCUUGGACUGAAAACUCUCCAGGAGGAUCUGAUCGAAAACAGAGUAUUGAUUCUGCUAUAAUGUAUUGAUUGAGGGGCUGUUUACGCGACACCAUUUUCAACUAAAAAUGGAAAACUUUUUAUGUGUUUUGGCCGUUCAUUUACAUGACAACAGCAUUUUGGGGGCCUGAAAAUGCAAACUUUCAAAGUGCAAGUUUUUGAAAACAAUACUGUUAUCAUCUCUGUGUAAACAACAAAAAAAUGUGGAUCUGUGAAAACGGUGACAGCAUGCACAUGCGUAUUUUACGUUUAGUCUAUAGGCAUGGGCGUUUGGCUCGAGUGCGUAUGUGCGCAGGCGCGUAGUCUUUCUUUCCAGAGUGACAUCGGCAACUACUGGCCUGACAUACAUAAUACAGCGUUUUCACAGAUCCGUGUUAACGGGAUUGUUUUGACAGCGUUGUCUAUACAAAGGAAAAAAAACUCUGUUUUUUUGACAUUGUUGUCGUGUCACGUACCCUCAAAUUAUUAAUCAUUAAUAAAUGUUUUUUAACCACGCUGCAUGCCUCACUCUUUGAAAAUCCCUGUUAUAUGUUCUAACCCCUUUUUGGAAUCUUUAUUUUUAAGCGUGUAUGGAUGUUAAAGCUUCGUCUACAAAACAUCAAUGCCAGUAAAAAAAAAAACUUUAUUUUUAAGAGUGCAUGAUGAGCUUUGAAAUAAAAGUCAUUCUGAGUGUG
Messenger RNA from Ctenopharyngodon idella (grass carp), 2597 nucleotides. It is a transcript of the gene f7i, whose product is annotated as coagulation factor VIIi. Gene Ontology annotation, cellular component: extracellular region. NCBI's taxonomy places the organism in Eukaryota, Metazoa, Chordata, Actinopteri, Cypriniformes, Xenocyprididae. The transcript has 8 exons. The coding region runs from base 108 to 1451 and encodes 447 amino acids. The record is from RefSeq and is a predicted model, not a curated record. Gene Ontology annotation, biological process: proteolysis; blood coagulation. Gene Ontology annotation, molecular function: serine-type endopeptidase activity; calcium ion binding.